UCCGCUACAUUAUUAAUUAUUUUUAUCCGCUACCUUGUAAAUUAUUUUUAUCCGCUACAUUAUUAACUAUUUUUAUCAGCUACCUUGUGAAUUAUUUUUAUCCGCUAUCUUGUAAAUUAUUUUUAUCCGCUAUCUUGUAAAUUAUUUUUAUCCGCUAUCUUAUUUAUUUUUAUCCGCUAUCUUGUAAGUUAUUUUUAUCCUCCAUCUUGUAAAUUAUUUUUAUCCGUCAUCUUGUAAAUUAUUUUUAUCCGCCAUCUUGUAAAAAAUUUGUCAAUUAUUUUUGGUGAACAAAAAGUGAACAAAGGAAAACUCAGCGUUUUUAUAUCUCUCGCAAAUUGGGUUUUGAAUAUCACGCAACAAGUUCUUUUCUGAAAGUUUUUAUGGUAUAAAGUUCUAAGGGAAAAACGGAAAUUCUACGAUUCCAUUUUGUCAGUGUUUUAAAUGUAUAUAAAUCUGUUCUUUUAAUCAUUUUUUUCAUACUAAGGUUGAUUUUAACAUAUUUUUUUAAUAUUCAGAGAAUGGAGGAUGCUUCGAUGCAUCCUGAGGUUAAAAUGGAGGUUGGGCUGGAGGUGAAGCCUGAGGUGUACGUCAAGGAAGAGCAGGAUGAGAUGGAGGAUGAGGAGGAUGAGGAUGAUUAUGGAGAGACGGAUGAAGAAAUUGCGCGGAUACAGUUCGAGAAAAUGAUGGAAGGUGUCGAGAAACUUAUGAAAGAAGAAACCCCUGUCCCCUUUUAUUAUCCUUGUGAUGAAUGCGAGUAUUCAGCAACCGGAUUAUACAAUUUAAAGAGACACAAGGAUACUCGUCACGUAGAAAGAAAUCAUAAAUGUGAAGAGUGCGGAUAUUUUGCUAAAAGUGAAACAAAUCUGAAGAAUCACAAAUCCCAAAAACACAAAAAAGUUGGCGAUUUUAAAUGUGAUAUUUGUGAUCAUCUCGUUGGGACACAGAGUGGAUUAAUACAUCACAUGAAAACUAAACAUGGUGGAAUUGAAUAUCCUUGUGAUAAAUGUGACUAUAAAGCCUCUGAUUUGAAGGGUUUGAAAAAACAUCAAAAGAAUAAACACAGCGGAAUACAAUUUCACUGUGUCGAAUGUGUGUUUUCGACCAACACCGCGAGAAACCUAGAUUGGCACAUGGAUAGAAAUCAUCCGAUUGAAUCGUCUCCCUGUGAUUCUUGUGAAUUAGUCGCUCCAACAAGAAUAGCUUUGAGAGAUCACAGGAGAAUUAAACAUUCAGGAUUCCUGUGUGAUCAAUGCAGUUAUGUUGCUCCCUAUGAAAGUGCUCUAAAAUCUCACAAAGGAAUGGUCCACGAAGGAAAGCGAGUUCCUUGUGAUCAGUGUGAUUAUACCGCAGGGUCUAAAGGAACCUUGAAACGACACAUUGAGUCUACACAUCAGGGUAUUCGGUAUCUGUGCGAUCAAUGCUAUUUCUCCACGUCAUCCGCCAAAUAUUUGAAGGAUCACAAACUGAAUAAACAUGAAGGUGUAACGUAUCCCUGUGAUCAGUGUGAGUAUAGAGGACCAUGUUAUAGUAAUCUACAAUCUCACAAACAAAUCAGACAUGGUGAUAAAAAUGCUAAAUUUCUGUGCGAUCAGUGCGAUUAUUUUGCAAAUAGUAAAAUUGCGCUAGGCAAUCAUAAACUGCGAAAACACACUGAUGUAAUAUAUACCUGUGACGUCUGUGAUUAUACGACAACAAGAAAAGAUUUUCUAAAAAGACACAACGAGGCCAAACAUGUUGGUAUUCGAUAUCCUUGUGACCAGUGCAGCUAUGAGGCUACACAGAAGGGAGCUAGAGCGACAUAUUGUGUUGUUUAUGGACUAUCACAUUUCCUACAAUGUAUCGAUUUCUUCUUCCUUGGAUGCUUGCCAGGGAUACUCUUGAGGAAGUAAAUUCCUGCUCUCAUAUACCUCUAAACUCUCUCCAUCUGGCAGAUAUGUUCGAGGAUACUCCUGUUUAUUAUAUGCUCUAUCCUGUCUUCUGGUUCUGAGUGCCCUAGAUGACCUAGACGACGACGACGCCCAUGACAAAGAAAAUCUAGAGAAUUGGAUGAAAUAGAAAAUGUGUUUAAGAUUGCCUCAUGCAAGUAAACUUUAUUCUUAGUUCCUUAUAUAACUCUAUUCUUAGUUCCCUACAUAAAUAUAUUCUUAGAUCCUUA
Molecule: messenger RNA, 2155 nt
Organism: Eurytemora carolleeae
Lineage: Eukaryota; Metazoa; Arthropoda; Copepoda; Calanoida; Temoridae
Product: zinc finger protein 431
Exons: 5
Coding region: 519-1889 (456 amino acids)
Biological process (GO): regulation of transcription by RNA polymerase II
Cellular component (GO): nucleus
Molecular function (GO): DNA-binding transcription factor activity, RNA polymerase II-specific; RNA polymerase II transcription regulatory region sequence-specific DNA binding
Source: RefSeq, a predicted model, not a curated record